AUGGGAAAACUUGGUAGAAUAGAUUCACUGUUGAAAGCUCUGAAAGGAGUCCGCAGCAGUUCAAGAAGAGACGAUCAUGAAGAUGAAGAAAGGUUCAAGAAGCUCUUGCGAUCCAGGGAAAAGGUAGCCAAGCUUCAUUUCUACAUCCAAGACGCGUUGGGCGGAUCAAACGCCACCGUCUGGGAGGUGGCGAGCUCUCAGAUCACUUCAAAUUCAGCCACCUCGUUCGGGCAGGUCAGAGUCCUGGAUGAUCUGAUCACGGCGGAGCCCGAUCGCAGCUCCGAGAAGUUGGGCCGUGCUCAGGGGAUGAUAACUUCUUCGGGUCUGGAGGAAUCCGCCCUCACUAUGAGCCUUAACUUCUACUUCACAUCGGGUAAGUACAGUGGCAGCAGUCUUUGCAUUAUGGGGAGAAACCCCAUAUCGAGCAAGAACCGUGAGCUGCCGGUGGUAGGCGGAAGCGGCGUCUUCAGGAUGGCCCGUGGCUACUCCAUCUCCAACACCUACUCUUACGAUGCAGCCACCAACUACGGUGUGCUGGAGUACACUGUUUAUGUGGCUUAUAAUGUGGAUGAAUGUUGA
This is a messenger RNA of Sesamum indicum (sesame), 579 nucleotides long. RefSeq names its product dirigent protein 22. Lineage: Eukaryota; Viridiplantae; Streptophyta; Magnoliopsida; Lamiales; Pedaliaceae. The record is from RefSeq and is a predicted model, not a curated record.